AUGCAAGGUGAACAUACGGUUUAUGCUAUAACUGGAGGAUCAGGAUUUGUAGGUUGGAGGCUAGUGUUACGAUUAUUAGCAGAAAAUGCUCAAAAUUACAUUGUUAUACUCGAUUUAGGCACACCAGAAUACUUAGAAAAAACGGAUGUAUCCGAUGAUGAUAAAAAUCGAUUAAAAUCAAAUGACGAUAAAACUCGAAUAUAUUAUCGACAGUGUAAUAUUCGUUCUUAUGAUGAAGUAUCAGCAGGCUUGGAGCCAAUUUUGAUCAACAAUCAUUUAUGUCAUGUAACUACUGUGUUUCAUGUGGCUUCAUACGGAAUGAGUGGUGCUGAAUUGUUGAAUAAACAAAUGAUUUACGAAGUUAAUGUGAUUGGAACAAAAAAUGUUAUUCGUGUGAGUCAAGAAAAGAAUAUUUCAUCAUUAAUUUACAUCUCGACGUUCAAUGUUGUUUAUGGGACUGUAGCAUUGGCUAAUGCCGAUGAGACACAAGACUAUUUUCCUCUCGAUCAACAGCGUUGUAUGUAUUGUCGAACAAAAACUAUGGCUGAACAAAUAGUUAUCGAGGCAAAUAAUACCAGUUGUAACAAUAAUAAUAAGAAAUUAUUAACAUGUAGUAUUCGACCAGGAUCUAUAUAUGGUGAUGGUGAAAAAAGACAUUUGCCAAGAAUAUUGAAACAUGUAUCAAAUGGUCUAGCAUUUUUUUCUGUUGGAGAAAAAAAUGCAUUGUGUGAUUGGGUGUAUGUUGAUAAUUUGAAUCAUGCUCUAAUACUUGUAGACAAAAAAUUGAAACAAAGUGAUAAAAGUUUAGUGGCGGGACAGGUGUAUAAUAUAACAGAUGACAAUCCUAUUAAUAAUUUUGAUUUUUUGGAAAAAAUAAUUGAUGGUCUCGGAUAUCCGUCGACAAGUUAUUUUGUAGUUCGUGUGCCCGUAUCCGUCAUGUUAGGUUUAGCUUGGAUAUUAGAACAUAUUGCAGCUUACAUUAAACAUACACCUCUCGUAGGUCAAACUGAAGUGCUAAAACUAGCACUAACAAAUUAUGCUAAUAUUAAUAAAGCAAAACAGCAUUUUGCUUAUAAACCACUUGUGAGUACCGACGAAGCCAUUCGACGAUGCAUUACUUCAUACAAAAAACAAGGAUAUGCAUAUAAAAAGUAUACAUGGUCUAAACGAAUAGCAGUAUUUUUGAUCAUUAUUGUAAUUUUAGUUUAUACAUUUUUGUUGUAA
Didymodactylos carnosus is the source of this 1224-nucleotide messenger RNA. The record is from the annotation of a GenBank genome assembly. NCBI's taxonomy places the organism in Eukaryota, Metazoa, Rotifera, Eurotatoria, Philodinida, Philodinidae.